UCUAAAGCUCACGCGGCUUUGUUCGAAGGAAAAGUAUAGAUUUGCGCUCACAUUUGUCUGCAACAAUGAUGUAUUUGUUUCUGUCACACAACAGGUGCCAGUUCUACUUCUCUGUCUCUUCGGUGGGGCGUACGCGCAACACCGUAACCAGCUGACCCAAGCACCACAACGAGGCGUCAACUACGCCGGCUACCCAGCCGCUGCUGCCCCUUACGCUGGACAAUACGACGCUUAUGCCUCUCUUUUUCAGAAUCCGACACCGUAUGGUCCUGGCUACGGUGCGGUAAGCCAGUACAACAAUCAGCUGUUCAGCACUGGGCAGGGUGGCUCUAGCAUUUUCACGGCCGGUCUGUACGGGUACCCGGACGCCACCGGUCUCUACCGCCAGAUGAACUACCCCGACGCCAUGCAAGUCUUUCGGGCCCCCUUGGGAAACGUUGGUGCCAACGAGCAGCGCACCGCUCCGGGUAUUAGCAAUACUCCGGCCUUCAACACGGCACUGACAAUCCAACCUCUUCGGCCAGGAUCUCCCCAAGAGGCGGCAGCUGCAGCCUACGGUCCAAGGGCUGCGGCACCUAACGCCGGAGGUUACGGUGCUUACGACCGGACAACAGCAGACCCGUACGCACUCGCUGCUCGCGCUUUCGAGUACGCUCAGUACGGACGUUUUGGCUAUGGGUCGAGCGAGGCGGCUCCCAGUAGUCCCUCCAACAGCAAUUUCUCUCCGUAUGGUCCUGCCGGUUACGCAGCUGGUUACAUCCCCGGUGUUAAUGCAGCAGCGGCCGGGUACGGAAGCCCGCGUCCCGCCCAACAGAGCUACCAGCGUCUUUAGGAAGCGUGAAAGACAGCUGACAGCAGAACGCGAAGCAAGUAGCACGAUAAGUGUGGAAAGUUCACAAUGAGAACCCAUACUGUAUCUUGAACAUACUACUUCAAGGAGAAAAUAAAG
Molecule: messenger RNA, 949 nt
Organism: Rhipicephalus sanguineus (brown dog tick)
Lineage: Eukaryota; Metazoa; Arthropoda; Arachnida; Ixodida; Ixodidae
Product: spidroin-2
Exons: 2
Coding region: 389-832 (147 amino acids)
Source: RefSeq, a predicted model, not a curated record